Molecule: messenger RNA, 1340 nt
Organism: Microdochium trichocladiopsis
Lineage: Eukaryota; Fungi; Ascomycota; Sordariomycetes; Xylariales; Microdochiaceae
Product: major facilitator superfamily domain-containing protein
Exons: 1
Coding region: 146-1039 (297 amino acids)
Biological process (GO): transmembrane transport
Molecular function (GO): transmembrane transporter activity
Source: RefSeq, a predicted model, not a curated record
CUUCUACAUCAACCUCCCCAUCGGCGGCGUUACCCUGGCCGUCAUCGCUAUCUUCUACCGUGAUACCACGGCGCCCACCGACAAGCACGACGGCGAUCUCCUCGCGACCAUCCGCAAGUUCGACCCCCUCGGUAACGCCAUCUUCAUGCCCGCCAUCAUCUGCCUGCUCCUCGCCCUCCAGUGGGGCGGCGUGACCUACCCGUGGUCCGAUGGGCGCAUCAUCGCGCUCUUCGUGCUCUCCGGUGUCCUCAUCGCCGGCUUCAUCGUUGUCCAGUUCCGCUCUGGCGACAACGCCACGGUCCCCAUCCGCAUCAUCCGCAACCGUUCCGUCUGGGCCAGCGGCGUCUUCGCCUUCUCCAUGGGCGCCUCCUUCUUCACCUUCAUCUACUACGUGCCCCUCUGGUUCCAGGCCGUCCAGGGCGUCUCGGCUGUCGAGUCGGGCAUCCGCAACCUGCCCAUGGUCCUCUCCAACGUCCUCGGCUCCAUCCUCGCGGGCGCCCUGGUCACCACCUUUGGCUACUAUGCGCCCUUCAUGAUCGCCUGCACCGUCCUGCUGUCCAUCGGCGCCGGCCUCAUGACCACGUGGACCCCGGGUAUCGGUGCCGGCGCCUGGAUCGGCUACCAGAUCAUCGUCGGCAUGGGUCCCGGCUUCGGUUUCCAGCAGCCUCUCAUGGCCGUCCAGACCGUGCUGCCCAUGUCCGACGUCGCCACCGGCACCGCCCUCGUCGUCUUCCUCCAAUCCCUCGGCGGUGCCCUCUUCCUCGCCGUCGGCCAGACCGUCUUCACCAACCGCCUCGCAGAGGAACUCGUCGCCCACCUCCCCGGCGUCAACCCGAGCGUCAUCCUCAUGUCCGGCGCCACCAACCUCCAGCACAUCCUCGACCCGACCCAGCUCGUCGUCGCCAUCGAGGCGUACAACACGGCGCUCACCACCACCUUCUACGUCGCUGUCGGCAUGGCCAUCGCGACGCUCAUCGGCUCCGCAACAAUCGAGUGGAAGAGCGUCAAGGGCAAGAAUGUCGAGAUGGCCAUGGCUUGAGGCCGUGGUGGGCAAUCCAAUGAAUGGGCCGUGCGAGGAGGGCGACCUGCCUGCCGGCCCGCUCAACCUUUUUCGUCUCUUUGUAUAACUUUUUAUUUUAUAUUAAUGACCAUCAUCUCAGGCAUAGAUGCUGCACUGCUGCAUCUCGGGCGUUUUUGGGAGGGUAGCAAUCACAUAUAGAACAGCGCGCGCGCUAGGCAUAGCGGCAUCAUGUUUUCAUAAACAUCUCAACUUCUUAAUAAACAGAACUUAGAAAAGAACCUUCUUUGUUGGGGUUUUUGUUACCAAAGAAGCACUUGUC